Molecule: messenger RNA, 1410 nt
Organism: Fusarium sp. VM40
Lineage: Eukaryota; Fungi; Ascomycota; Sordariomycetes; Hypocreales; Nectriaceae
Source: the annotation of a GenBank genome assembly
AUGUCUACCACUCUCUUCCGCUCACGAGCCGCCUUCUCAGGCCCACGAAUCGCUUCUUCCGCUCGCCCUGCCUUUCCCAAGUCGAACCUCGUCCAGCGCCGCAACGCAUCGUCCUCAUCGUCGGCCGGUGACGGAGCUACUCUCAAGGCUGCUCUCUACGGUACUGCUGGUGCUGCAGUCAUCUACGGCGCUUACCUCUACGGUACCGAUACUCGAGCUUUCUUCCACAGAUGGAUUGUUCCUCCGGUUCUGCGGUGGGCUUACCCCGAUGCCGAGGACGCUCACCAUGCUGGUACAUCUGCGCUGAAGUUUCUCUACGAGUUCAACCUGAACCCUCGCGAGCGCGAUACCACUCUCAACUCUCCUGAACUUGUCGUCAACGUCUUUGGAACUGAAGUGCAGAACCCAAUUGGUAUUUCCGCUGGUCUUGACAAGGAUGCCCAAAUCCCAGAUGCGUUGUUUGACCUCGGAGCUGGUAUCGUCGAGGUCGGAGGCUGCACACCCCUUCCUCAGGAGGGCAACCCCAAGCCUCGAGUGUUCCGUGUUCGCGGCCUCGACGGCAUGGUCAACCGAUAUGGUCUGAACUCUCGCGGAGCUGACGAUAUGGCCAUCCGACUCAGGGACCGACUUCGACGGUUCGCCCGAUCCCUGGGUGUGACUGAACGCGAUGUACUUGACGGAAAGGCUAGUGUCCCCCCCGGAAGUCUGCGAGAUGGCCGACUUUUGGCUGUUCAGAUUGCCAAGAACAAGGAGACGGAUGAGCGGGAUGAGAAGGCUAUUGCCGAGGACUAUGUCUACUGUGUGCGAAGACUAGCACGAUAUGCCGAUGUUCUAGUCGUCAACGUUAGCAGCCCUAACACUCCUGGUCUUCGCGAUCUCCAGGCUACCGAGCCUCUCACACGGCUCCUCAGCGCUGUCGUCGAGGAGGCUGCCAAGACUGACCGUAAGCAAAGGCCCAAGGUCAUGGUCAAGGUCUCCCCCGACGAGGAUGAGAACACCCAAAUGGAGGGCAUCGUCGAGGCUGUUCACAGGAGCGGUGUUGACGGAGUUAUCGUGGGCAACACCACAAAGCGACGAGAUGGUGUCAUCCCCCCAGGUGUCAAGCUCACUUCUCAAGAGCGACAGAACCUGAUGGAGACUGGCGGUUACUCAGGCCCAGCCAUGUACAGCCGCACACUAGACCUUGUUGGCCGAUACCGCAAGAUGUUGGACUCCCGCUCUUUCGCGGCCAACUCUGGCCAUACCCAGAAGGUUAUCUUCGCAACAGGAGGCAUUACCAACGGCGAGCAGGCACGACAGAUCCUAAACGCUGGUGCAAGUGUAGCGAUGGUCUACACAGGAUUGACAUACGGUGGCUCCGGCACUAUCACCAGGAUUAAGCAGGAGUUAAAAGACGGUGUAAAGAAUUAG